AUGAAAGCCGCCGUCUCCGCCGCCAUGGCCGCGGCGGCCGCCACGAUAGAGGAAAGCUUAGAGGAGUACAAUGCUGCCCGCUCUCAGGCAAAUCAAGAGAAUCUAGAGGACUUCCAGAAAAAUUCCGAGGCAGUACAUGUCCCGCCUGAUGCAAAAUCUCCAAGCCUCCUGGCCGCUCUUAUGUUCGAAUACGGGAGGCAAGGCAGGGAGGAGAUGCCAGAGACUCCGGUUCAGAAUGGCAGAAAACGACAAGGAGAAGACGCCCAUCCUUGCAUUAACCCAAAGCGGCAGGUGACUGACACGAGGCUCAAGCAUGAGGAUAAUCAUCGAAGGCAAGUUUUUGAGAGUGGUGGGAUCGGGAAUGGUGGCCAGGGACUGCAACCUAUCAGCGCUUCUCAAUCCAUGGUUGAUGCUUCGAAGACCCCAGCGCUGUACCAGCCGCCCACAAAGCCCCUGUUUCUAGAGAGUGCUGGCCCCGCCAUGGCGACCCCUGUCAGGCAAUCCUUUGCUACUUAUGGCCUGAAAGAGUCAACUACGAGCCAACUACCUCCCUCGUCGAAUUUCGGGCCCGCGGGAAUACCGGCAAAAACAGAAACGGACGCAGUCUCGGAGUACCUCGCUCCAACUGCGCAAGCACCCAGAGCUGAAUUACACGAGCCGUCAUCAUCCUCGCCUAAGCCCAAACCAUUAACACCAGCCCAAUGCUUCAAGCACGGUCUUAAAUACCUAAACCAAUACGUCGACCUAUCCAACCACCCACGAAGCGACGAGAUCAAGCAUCUUGAAGCCGAAACAGCUAUCCUCAGACGGAGACUCGAGCAGUCCGAAGCCGCGCAAGAGGACCUCAGAAAACAAUUUACAAACCAGCAAGAGGACCUCAGAAAGCAACUCCAAGCCCAGUCCGACGAGAUCCAAGCCCUCAAAGCAGCUGCGGCAACCACCCAGCAGCUAAGAGGAGCAUCAGACACGCUUCGACAAAUUCUCGAGCGCUCCGAAGCGAAAUUCACGAGGUGGAAUAGCACGCUUGAACAGGAGCUGAAGAGCCUGCGGGAAACCCAGAGAGGUGAUACCGUGAGCCUCAAUAAGCAGCUGGACCUUGUUUGGGAGUAUGCGCGGAAGGCUGGCAGAUUGCAGGAGGCUUUGGAGGAACUAGGCGAUUUGAAGGUUAGUGAUGUGCUGAGGACAGUUGUUAGGGAGAAGGCUUGUGCGUGUACCCGGACAGAGGUGGAGGUGCAGUCUCGCGCUGGUGCCAUGCCGUCUGAUGAAGCGCGUAGGAAUGGUUUGGCGUCGACUGGAACGACGGGGCUGGAGGCAUUGGAUGUAUCUGACGAGUGA
Molecule: messenger RNA, 1335 nt
Organism: Aspergillus mulundensis
Lineage: Eukaryota; Fungi; Ascomycota; Eurotiomycetes; Eurotiales; Aspergillaceae
Exons: 2
Coding region: 1-1335 (444 amino acids)
Source: RefSeq, a predicted model, not a curated record